This is a messenger RNA of Mauremys mutica (yellowpond turtle), 2172 nucleotides long. RefSeq names its product unconventional myosin-XV-like. Gene Ontology annotation, molecular function: ATP binding; protein binding; cytoskeletal motor activity. NCBI's taxonomy places the organism in Eukaryota, Metazoa, Chordata, Testudines, Geoemydidae. The record is from RefSeq and is a predicted model, not a curated record. Bases 121 to 2172 code for a protein of 683 amino acids. The transcript has 19 exons. Gene Ontology annotation, cellular component: myosin complex.
CACAGCACUUCCUGGCAGGGCCACCAGAACAGGAGGGCCAGGGGGCCAUGGCCUCCCACUUUUAACUGACCAUAAGGUGGGCACAGUGGAUCGGGUAAAACAGAAGCUGCCAAAGCAGUCAUGCAGUACCUAAGCACCUUGUACCAGAGACAAGACAGCCCUGGGAUCAGGCAGCCCUGCGACGUACAGCCCAUCCUGGAGAGCUUUGGGAAUGCUAAAACCAUCCUCAACGACAACUCGAGCCGCUUCGGGAAGUUUCUGCAUGUCCACCUGAGACAUGGGGUCGUGGUGGGUACGUCCAUCUCUCAGUACCUUCUGGAAAAGUCCCGUGUUGUGUUUCAGGCCUGUGGCGAGAGGAGCUACCAUGUGUUUUAUGAGCUGCUGGCGGGGCUGCCUGUGCAGCAGAAAGAGAAGCUUUUCCUGCAUGAGGCAGAGACUUACUUCUACCUGAAUCAGAAGGAAUCCUUUGGCCUUGCAGCCAUCCCCAGCGACACGGAAAUCCGGAUUGUGGCCAGGUUGCUGCAUGUCUCAGCAGAUCUCCUCCAAAGCGCCAUCACUCACCGAGUCACAGUGACGUCUUAUGAUCGUAUAUUCACCCCUUUGUCUGUCGAAAGCGCCAUUGAUGCCAGGGAUGCCAUUGCCAAGGCUCUGUAUUCCCUGCUCUUUGACUGGCUUCUGGUGAAGAUCAAUGAGUGGCUAGUCCCCAGGGAAAUGGACAGCACUCUGGGCAUUGUCGACAUAUAUGGCUUUGAGGAUCUGGGGGUGAACAGCUUGGAGCAACUGUGCAUCAACUUUGCAAACGAGCGUCUCCAACAUUUCUUCAGCCAGACAGUCGUUGCCCAGGAAGAGGAGGAAUACACCCAAGAGGAGCUAGUGUGGAUUCCCAUUUCCAAGAUGCACAAUGAGUCAUGCCUGGAUCUGAUUGCUGCAAAGCCCCAUGGCAUUUUACGCAUCCUGGAUGACCAGACGUCAUUGGCUCAGGCCACUGACCACACCUUCCUCCAGAAGUGCCAUUACCAUCACGGAAACAACCCUUGGUAUGGCAAGCCCAAACUGCCUUCACCAGUCUUCACCGUGCAGCACUAUGCAGGUCCUGUCACCUACCAGGUUCACAAGUUUCUGAAUAAAAACCACGACCAGCUGCGCCCAGAGGUCCUUGAGAUUUUCUCCCAGAGUCGCCUCAAGCUGGUGUCCCACCUUUUCCAGCGGGCCAAGGGACAUCACAGACUGCAGGGGGAGUUGGCCAUGGGAGGCAAAGGGCUUAAGCAUCAUGCCUGUACACUGGUGUCCCGAUUCCAGCAGUCCCUGCAGGAUCUCACAGCCAAGCUGAGGAGAAGCCAUACUUUCUUCAUUUGCUGCAUCACGCCCAAUCCGAAAAAGCUGUCCGACGUCUUUGAUGUGGAAUAUGUCACUUGUCAGCUGAGGCAUUCUGGGAUACUGGAGGCCAUCCACAUCAGGAAGGAGGGAUACCCCAUCCGCAUUCCAUUCCAGCACUUCUUAGUCAGGUAUGGGGCUCUGACUGACCAAGGGCAGAGCUAUUCGCAGGAGAGGGAUGGAUGCGCCGCGGUGCUCUCGCAUGUGGUGGGGGACCCCUCGGACCUCUAUCAGAUUGGAGUAACAAAGGUCUUCUUGAAGGAGAAGGCCAAGCAGCUGCUGGAGAGAAGAUGGAACCAGAAGCAGAGCUGGGCCGUUGUCACCCUCCAGCGGAACCUCCGAGGCCUCAUCAGCCGCAGGCAAUUCCAGGUCUUCCGGCAGAAGAUCAUGGUCAUCCAGGCUCAUUUCCGGGGGCACCAGGCAAGGAAGCGCUACAGGAGGCUGAAGAUGAUGCUGGUGCAGCUUGGGACGGUAGUUUUAAUCUCCAGGCCCUUGGUGCAGACACGGAAGCGCUGCCAGGUAAUAAUACCAUGCAUAGGAGCAGAUGGCGCACACGGCAGCGCUGCAGGGACCAUUCUUGCUCCGGGAUAUACAGACACACUGGAGUUUGUAAACAGUAGUGUGGCUUUAAACAAGGGUGGUUUUAAGCCAGUUCUCAGGGUCGCCCAGUGCUGGGGGGGCGAAGGAGACAUGCUGGUGCCAGGUCUCACCACCGCGUACAAGAAGGAAAUCUCAGCUGAGGAAGCGUUUGCAGAGUUGGGGAGAAUGACUCAGCCCAUCUCCUAUCGUGUUCCUUGA